AUGGACGUUCCCUUGUUUUUGCUGGUAAAUUUCCGUGCACGUUCUCAUGUAGACAAUGACUGUGUUGAGCAAGUCCUUCUGCAGUCUAAGCCUGCAGGCACGAUUGUGAGCAAGCGUGUCAGCCAUGAUCCGAAUCCAGUAGAGGAUGAUCGGGCCCCAGAGGUAGAGGACACGAUGUCUUCGUCUGCAGUGGAUGAGAGCGUCUCAACAACCCCGCCCAACUCCCCACCUCCUGCUCAUACUUCUGGGACCAGCUUCAUUCCUCCUCCUGGUCCAGUGUUUAACAAGCAACCUCCUCCAGUGUUCAUGCCUCCCAUCUCGAAGCAGGUUGCACCCCUUGUCAAAGGAUUCUCUUUCAAUUUGUCUCACUCAUUGCUUUGUGUAGAUACGACCAUCAUGGAGAUGAACCUUUUGCCGCUUGUCCAGCAGCUUAUCAUAUUCCCACGACCCUUUGUGGGUGUUGGUACAGAAGACAAGAAACAAACGGAAGAGUCGAAACUUGCCAAGAAAGAGCUCCUGCUCAUUAACAUUGAGUACUUGAGGUUGAGAAUGAGACACAAUAUCACCAAGAGUCGGUUAACUUCACCCAUGCAUACUGAAAUUGAGGAGCAGGUCAACAUAUUGAGAGACGUUGGCUGCUUACAUAUAUACUCCUGUGCAAGUGACUACACUGGCCAUCUGGGUACGCAGCCUCACCUCCAGCCCCCUCUUGAUACGCAAGACACACACGAAUACAAUGGUUAUAUGGUUCCACUGAAGACCAUAGCAUCAGUGACAUCCAAUGCUGCAAAUUUCUCCUUGAACCAAAUACAAACAUCUUACAGGCGGACAUUUGCUGGAGAUGGGAACAGAAUGAAGCCUCUCAAUGAAUUGAGUGACAAGGCUAUCAAGGUACUUGCCAAGAAAAGAGCCAAAGCAGAGAUGCAGGAUAUCUGCAUUCGACCUCUAGAGCAAUUUCCAGGGCCCAUGCUAUGA
Suillus discolor is the source of this 975-nucleotide messenger RNA. RefSeq lists its product as uncharacterized. The transcript has 5 exons. The record is from RefSeq and is a predicted model, not a curated record. The coding region runs from base 1 to 975 and encodes 324 amino acids. NCBI's taxonomy places the organism in Eukaryota, Fungi, Basidiomycota, Agaricomycetes, Boletales, Suillaceae.